This is a messenger RNA of Oryctolagus cuniculus (rabbit), 7732 nucleotides long. It is a transcript of the gene HS1BP3, whose product is annotated as HCLS1 binding protein 3. Gene Ontology annotation, molecular function: phosphatidylinositol binding. The record is from RefSeq and is a predicted model, not a curated record. Lineage: Eukaryota; Metazoa; Chordata; Mammalia; Lagomorpha; Leporidae.
GGGGCGGGGACGCAACGCUGCCGCGCCGCCGGGUCCCGUGACCGCGCGCCCCGCCCGCAGCCGCCGCAGCCGCCGCCGCCGCCGCCGUCAUGCAGUCCCCGGCGGUACUCGUAACCUGCAGGCGCGUUCAGAAUGCCCACACAGGCCUCGACCUGAGUGUGCCCCAGCACCAGGAGGUGCGUGGUAAGAUGAUGUCCGGCCACGUGGAGUACCAGAUCCUGGUGGUGACCCGGCUGGCUGCAUUCAAGUCAGCCAAGCACAGGCCCGAGGACGUCGUCCAGUUUUUGGUCUCCAAAAAGUAUAGCGAGAUUGAGGAGUUUUACCAGAAGCUGAGCGCUCGCUACGCGGCGGCCAGCCUGCCCCCACUCCCCCGGAAGGUGCUGUUUGUUGGGGACUCUGACAUCCGGGAGAGGAGAGCUGUGUUCGAUGAGAUCCUGCGCCGGGUCUCCGAGGACGCCGAGCUGGCCAGCAGCCCAGAGCUGCUAGAAUUCUUAGGCACCAGAUCGCCAGGGGCUGCGGGUCUCAGCAGCAGAGAGCCCUCUGACCAUGACCCCGACAGCCAGGCCGGGGACCACGAGGAGGCUUUUGACUUCUUUGAGCAGCAGGAGCAAGUGGCAGCUGAGGGUCCACCCAUCCUGGGCCUGAAGGGCGAGGAGCCGGAGAAGGCCUUGGACGAGGAGGAGGAGGAAGAGGAGGAGGCACUGGAUCCCCUAGGCAUCCUGCGCUCCAAGAAACCCAAGAAGCGCCCGGAAGUGGCGGCGAAGGCCCAGCCCUCGCAGCGGCCCCGGCCCCGGCUCACCAUCUUCGAUGAGGAGGUGGACCCUGACCAGGGGCUCUUCAGCCCUGGUAGGAAGGUCUCCUCCCAGGGCCACGUGGAGGACGAGCCUCCCACAGACCCCCUGAAGCUGUUCGAUGAUCCUGACCUUGGUGGGGCCGUGCCCCUGGGUGACCCCUUACUGCUGCCCGCUGCCCACCAGAGUGGAAGGCCCGCAUCCAGCCCAGGCCCCAGAGCUGCCUCCGAGGAGCUGUUCAGAGUGGAAGAGGAUUUGGACCAGAUUCUGAACCUGGGGGCUGAGCCCCAGCCCCAGCCCCAGCCCCAGCCCAAGCCCAAGCCCAAGCCGCCGGUGGCAGCCAAGCCAGCACUGCCCAGAAAACCAGCACUGCCCCCCAAAGCAAGCCCCCCGGAAGCCGUGGCAGGGCAGCCGAAGCAGCAGCAGCAGAUCCAAGCCAUGGACGAGAUGGACAUCUUGCAGUACAUCCGGGAUCACGAUGCUCCUGCCCAGGCCGCCCCCAGCCUCUUCUGACCCCCAGCUGGUGCCGGGCCGGGCCUGGAGGCCCUCCUGCCUGUGUGAGUGGAGGGUGCCUGGUGGGAUGCCGUGGUGGCCCCCUUGGGUAUGCUCUUCAUGUCCAGGGCUAUUUUUAAUGAAAUCUCCGAGGGAGGGGAGGGGACCCCGAGCCCUGGGACCCUACACUGCAUUGCUCCCUUUAUCCCAGGCUCAGGGGUCAAGCAGAGGUCACCACAGGAGCCCACACUGUCACAGCUCACGUCGGCAUGGAGAGGAGAGUGAGUGUGGGGUGCCUGGCAAGCCAGGAGCCCGGCCCCAAGGAGAGGUUGGAUUUGGGGGCAGCAGCUCUGGGAGGGCGUCUCCCUUGUGCCCUCUGAGUCUGCCAGCCCAGCAUGGAACAGAGGACCCAGCUGGCCUGGUCCUGGGCUGAGGGUGGCAGGUCCCUGCGCUCAGGGUGGGCGCUGUCGUGGGCCUCCCGGGAGAGGGAUGCUGGGCAGGAGAGCCCAGAAGUCUGGGGUGUGCUGAUGUUCGCCCCUCCUGAGCCUCUUCCGGUUGCCAGCUCUAUGGGGACAAGUUGGACCCCUGCCAGGCCCCAGACUUCCUCCCUCUUGCUUUCCCAGGAAGGGCCUGGCCAGGUCACGGCCUCCUUGGGCCUCUGCACACAGAGCCAGCAUCCACCAUCGCCCUCUCAGCAGAGUGGGCCGUGCACGCCCCAGAGCUCUGCUGGGCCUGGGGCUUGGGUGGGGCUUCCUGUCCCCAGGGGUAUACAGUGUGCUCAGGCUUCUGCUCCUCGGUGACCUGUCCCCAGUGGGGCACGUGCCAGGGCAGGCCACGGCCUCAGGUGUCUCCCAGAGCUCAGCGCCCUGAUCGCUCAGCGGGACGUUCCAGGGAGCAGAGGAGGUCAGGGUGGCCUCCUGCAUGUGUUCUUCCCGUUCAGAGCCAGUUUUUAAUGAAACGCCAUCAUUAAUGAGAUGCGGUCUCUGGUGUCCAUUGGCUCUGUCCUGCCUCCCUGUAGGCCUGGAGAUAGCCCAAUCUCCAGUAUGCCAAGCUCCUCCCUGUGCCAGGACCUGCAGGGCCAGGAGCGCUGAGUCUGAGCUGUCCCCUGUCCCCUGGCCAGUCCUGAGCAGGCCAUCUUGCCACCCCUGCCCCAGCAGUGGGAGAGGAUCUGAGGUGGUGGAGCAGGCUAAAGUAGUGCCCCUCCCCAUCCAUAGGCCCCACACUCUUGCUGGAGCAGCAGGAGGCCACCCACCUCGUGCUGACUCCAGCUCUCCCCUCCCGACCCCUGCCCCCUCCCACUAGACUGGGUGGAGUCAGAAAGGAGCAGAGCGGGGCAGGGCAGGAUGAUGGGAGAGGCCUGGUUCCCUGGCCAGGCGCCCUGAUGGACCUGGCCUGCCCUCUGGCAUAGGUUCACCUGCCGUGGGCCCAGCCUCCUCAGGGUCUGGUGGUCUCUGGACUCCUCAGGGAAGCAUGGGCUCCCCAGAGACCCAGGCUCCAGCUGUGGCUCAGUUCUCAGUUCUCACCUACAAGUCCAUGAGCUGCUGGCCCGUCCGUCGUCCUGUGCACUCUCUGCUGGUGCUCAUUCCCACAUCUGUUGCCUGUGCCUUUCUGUGCCUGGGCUGAGGGACACGGGGCAGACGGACGGUGGGGCUGUCCUUGAGAACCCCGGGAUCAGGGCAGGCACUCGGCACUCCCACAUCUCAGCCACGUGCCUGGCUUGAGUCCGGACUCCGUUUCCAAACCAGCUACCUGCUGACGUGCACCGGGGGAAGCAGCUGGGGUUGGCUCAGGUGCUGAUCCCUGCCACCUACACGGGAGACCCAGGCUAAGACCCGGGCUCCUGGCUUCAGCCUGACCCAGUCCUGGGUGUUGUGGGGCGUUCAGGGAGUAAGCCAGAAGGGAAAGCUCUCGCUCUGUCCCCCGCCUCCCCUUUCUGCCUUUUGAGUAAAAGUUUUUGAAGAAAAUAAAAAAAAUAUUUUGGAAUAAAGCAAUGGACUCAACCAGGCUGCUGCUUGGUAGGGGAGGGAGGGGAAAGGGAGGGUUCUGGUCAUUCUUUCCCACCAUGGAACUUGAGGCAGGAGGCCCAGGGACCUAGGCCAGUAACUGCUCAGCCAGGACCUGCCUGCCCCCCAGCCCUCACCUCCCGUCUCCCCAAAGCAGGGACCAGCAGGGAUCGCUGUGGGCUUGCAUCUGGCCUGAGGCCCCUUCACCCCCAGGGCAGGGAAACUUGGCCUGGCCUCCGCCCUCCUGCCAGGGCCAGGCAGCUCUGCAAGCUGGCGUGCCCUGGAGAAGCGGCUGCCCAGGUAGUUGGGGCGGCCACAGGCUGUGUGAGCUGUGACUUGGGCUGGGAUCUCGUAGCUAAGAUUGGAGUCCAGGCCCCAAGGACGGGUGGCUGGGCUUUUGAGAGAAAGACUGUGCAGUCCCAGAACCUGCAGCAGAGGGCUCGCUAUGGACAGGAACCGGGUUUUGUUUGGGACAGCGACACUUGUUUAUUUUGUAAGCCUGUUGUGAGGCUGUGGACAGGAUGUACCGCCCGUGGCUGGCGUCCCACGCUCCCUCCCGCCAUUGUUCUCUCAGGAAGCCGUAAACUCGGGUCGGUUGGUUCUGGAAAGCCCCCGUGCUAGGGCGGGUCCUGGCCAGGCCCGUGUCGUGGGCUCCGCCGGAGAGUGGCUGCCUGUCGAGUUCUGGUGUCCUGAGACCUUGUCAGUGCAGGGCACCUGGGACCCAGUUCACCCCGCGUGCCUGCUGGCUGACCCUGAGGCCGCAGCCCUCAAGCCAGACACAGAAGAGAGGGUACAGUCCAGAUUCCGUGCCCAGGUGGGCAUGUGUCAACAUCUCCGGGCGGGGCUGACGUGGAGUUGAACUCAGAUCUCCAGGUCGCCAGCUGCCCAGCUCAGCACCUGCUGGGAAAGAGGAGGGUUGGGCUAGCAGCAUGUCCCUUGGCCUGUGGCCCUAGCUAGACAGCAGGUGCAUCCCGGUGCUGCUUGUUUCUGUGUGGGUGCCGACUACCCAGAGAGGCAUGGACAGCCCUCAUAGCCCCUUGAUAGGCCAAGCUGUGAGCGUCAGGCUUUGGAUGGUUCCAGAAACUGCCGGCUGCUGGCUCCAGACCAUCCCCACUCACCUCCCUGAGGCCUGUGGCUGGGGGAAGCUGAGCGAGGGGCCAGCCAGUAGGUAAAGCAAAGGUUGGUCGGGCUCCGAGGACCUGGAAGGAGCCGGGUUCCAGUCCAGCCCUGGCUGUGGUGCCCCUCAGCUCAAGUGCUCAGUGAGGAGACGCACUUGGGCUUGUGGGAAGGGGCCAGGUAGACUGUGAAGUCCUGUUCGUGCCUGCGGGUGUUUCGGCAGGCUGGUCACUGUCCCUGUCCCCAGAGGGAGCCUGCCUGGGACUGGCCUGGCGUGUGCUGUGACUCAGAGUGCAAAUAGCCAUCUCUCCUGCGUGGCUGACCUUGGCCGAGACAGCCAGGGAACUGGCAUUUUUGGGGUGACACCUCAGAUAAAGCUGCACUUCCUGGAAUAGGGGUUGCGGGGUCUCUGUUGACAGCUGUCAGAGGCCUGCUGCCUGCACAGCCUCCGGACUGCUUCUACAGUAAAGCCAUGUUGGCUGUCUGCAGCCCAGCUGGCCAGUCCCCUUGCCUCUUUUCUCUCAUAGAGAGCUCGAGCCAAACACCCGGUAUCCAUUAGGCACCUGCUGUGUACAGGGACUGUGUCCUGCCAAACAUGGGGAAUCAGGCACAGGGAGGCUUCGGAAAGCAGAGAAAAAGCAGGUCAGCCCACCCAGCUGUGCUGCAUGCCAGCCACAGAGUGGGACGGGAGACCAAGCCACUGGGAGCAGGACCAGGACCCAAACUGCGCCGUGUGGAAGGCACCACUGUGGUGCUCAGGGGACACCAGAGUCCAGGGCAGCCAGCAGGGAGCAUCCCCAGGGACCGGCCACAUGCAGGGCCUGUUCCAGGCACAGUGCAGGAUGCAAGGAUGGAAAACCUGAGCCAUUAAAGCUGAUCCUACCAGACGCCACGCUGCACCCUGGUUCCGUUCACUUCUCUGGGCUUUCUUCCCAAACCUCAGACACAGCUAAAAGAGGUGCCGCCUCCUCCACGCAGCCCUCUCUGCCACCUGCCACACCUGCACAGCUUGUUGGGUGCAGCCAGGGCUCAGGCUUUUGGUCUUGGCGCCGGUUUCUUGGGGCUGCUGGGACAAUGCUUCACAAACUGGGUGGCUUCAAACGACAGUGUGGAUUCUCCCAUAGCUCUGGGGCCAGACGUCUAAAGUGAAGGUACUGGCAGGGCUGUGGUCUCUCGGAAGGCCCGGGGCACGGGGUGGCCAGCCUUGCUCCUGGUGGCAUCUGGAACUUGAUGGCACUGCAGGGGUCCUGAGCUGGUCUCUGCAUUACUCCGCUCCGUGCCUCCGCCUUCUGUCCUGUGUGUUUACACGCAGCCUGCUCUGUGACUCCGAAUUUCCCUCUUGUAACAACCCCAGUCAUGGCUCUAGAAUGCCCUCCUUAUCUCCCAUGGCUUCAUAUUACCUCGAUGAUAUCUGCACAGACCCUAUUUCCAAAGAAAACGAUCUUCUCGUGUUCCAGGUGGGCCUGGGUUUGAAGGGACACUCUUUGGCUCAGUGAAAUGACCUGCGUGCCUGGCACUCAGCAGUAAACUCAGGCAGGCAGCGUCCCAUCCUGUCCCGCAAAACCGUGGCCUCUGGUUGGCAGGCACCUGCGUUUUCACAGCCUGUCCUAGGGGGGCGCUGUCAGGGCAGGGUAGCAUGGCUGGACACGUGUGUGAUGAUGAGGUCUGUCUUUGGCAGCUGCCAGCAAAAAUGCUGGAGCCUGUCAAUCUAAAGUCCCAUGUCUUUACAGGGUAGUGAAGUAACUUCUCGGAGUUAUAUGGGGCACGAGAUGGAGCGUGGGGGUGCAGAGCUGUGCUGGUUGACAGUGGGAGAGCAGCUUGCCUUCCUGCGGGGUGGCACAGCUUCGGGGAAGGCUUUCCCUGGUUGGCACCUGCUGCUCAGAGCCUGGCCUGAUGGCUUCCCCAGGCAGCCAGCUCCUGGGGCUUCCCUCCCCAUCGUCCUCUCGCUGGGCCUGUGAGAUUGGAAAAGCUCUGACGGAGCUGCAGUGCCUGGACCCUAAGGCUUCCUUUGCCCCUGCCAUCUCCGGAGAGCGGGCUCCUGACGCCUCCCCGUGUGUAGUACGUUCCUGGGCUUUCUUUUGGUUUAAGAAGUCGCUUGGCUGAUUUCUCCUAAUGAGUGUGCUAGGUCCCAGAGAGCUAUGUUUUGAAGACUGGGGAAUAGAACAGCUGAGUUCUUGUGCACCUGUUUCUGGGCUUAUCCACAGCGGCCAAGGGGCCAAGCGUGACUCAGCGCCUGCCUACCAGGACCUCGUUUUACUGGUCAGGCUGUGUGAAGACUAUUGCAAUAGCUUGGUCUGGGGUGGGGGUGACCCUGGUUCAAACCAGGUCGCAGGCUGUAAAAUUCCAUGGGAGUAGCAAUGGAACAUGCCUCUGCAUUUUGGUUAAAUAUAUAGUACACACACACACAUAUAUGUUUGGCUAGUUUUUAAGAAAUGGAACAUAAACUUACUGUACCCCCUAGCAAUUUCACUCUUAGGUAUAGACCGAAAGAGAACUAGAAGCACACGGAGUCUUCAGAAGCUUGUGGGAGAUGCACAUCUUGAAAAAGCUACGCCUGGACCUCAGAGUGCUUUACACCAAAAGAAACUCUGGUGGUUGCGUUUUCCGUGCACUUUGUGACCACCCUCGUAGGGCCUCCUGAAGAUGUGCACACAGAUGUUAGCAGCUGUGCUCACCACAGCCAGAAAGCGAGUCCUUAGCUGUCGGCUGGACAAGCAGCAUGCUCUGUCCGCAGGGUGGCUACUGCGCAGCCUUGGGAGGGGCGGAGCAGUGAUGCACGCCACAGCCUCACACUGAACCCUGAAACCUCGCCGAGUGAGGCGGCCCGGCUCAGCGGAGCACACAUCCCUAGGGACCAAGUCAACCAGGAGUUAGCUCAGGCUGGGGUUGGAACGAGCGGUGGCCAGAUGGACAGUGAUGGGCACCGAGGAUGUUCUUGGGUGACAGAAACCGUCUAAAAUCUGAGGUUUGCACAGUUCUAAAAGUUUACUAAUAGGGCCAGCGCUGUGGUAUAGCGGGAAAAUCCACUGCCUGCAGUGCUGGCAUCCCAUAUGGGUGCCGGUUUGAGUCCCGGCUGCUCCACCUCCGAUCCAGCUCUCUGCUGUGGCCUGGGAAAGCAGUGGAAGAUGACCCAAGUAAUUGGGCCCCUGCACCAAUGUGGGAGACCCAGAAGAAGCUCCUGGCUCCUGGCUUCGGAUCGGCCCAGCUCUGGUCAUUGCAGCCAUUUGGGGAGUGAACCAGCAGACUGAAGACCUCUCUCUUUGUCUCUCUCUGCCUCUGCCUCUCUGUAACUCUGCCUUUCAAAUAAAUAAAGGUUUUUUAAAAAGUUUA